Rhodamnia argentea is the source of this 1444-nucleotide messenger RNA. RefSeq names its product pseudouridine-5'-phosphate glycosidase. Bases 62 to 1246 code for a protein of 394 amino acids. The transcript has 15 exons. Gene Ontology annotation, molecular function: pseudouridylate synthase activity. The record is from RefSeq and is a predicted model, not a curated record. NCBI's taxonomy places the organism in Eukaryota, Viridiplantae, Streptophyta, Magnoliopsida, Myrtales, Myrtaceae.
AUCAACGUUUACCCUCUCUCUCUCUUCUCUCUCUCUCUCUCUCUCCGAUUACAGUUUGGAAAUGGUUUCUUCAGCCAUCUCGAGACUAACCAACCUCCACCGGCACUUGCUACCCGCCGACUCUAAGCUUCUCGAGAGUGAUGAUGUCAGUGGACUGAUGAAGAUAUCUCCGGAGGUAGCAGAGGCUUUGUCAAGUGGGCAACCGGUUGUUGCUCUGGAGUCCACCGUCAUUUCUCAUGGAAUGCCUUAUCCUCAGAAUCUUGAGACUGCUAAGCAGUUGGAGGCAAUUGUCAGGGUAAAUGGAGCAAUUCCCGCAACAAUAGCUAUCUUAGAUGGUGUACCAUGCAUAGGCCUCAGCAUGGAAGACCUCCAAAAGCUUGCUAAUCUUGGAACUAGAGCUCAAAAGACGGCUCGUAGGGAUAUUGCGCAUGUGGUGUCUACUAGAGGAAAUGGUGCGACAACAGUUUCCGCUACCAUGUUCUUUGCAUCCAAGGUUGGCAUUCCUAUUUUUGUUACCGGAGGAAUUGGAGGAGUGCAUCGACAUGGCGAGAACACACUGGACGUUUCAUCUGACCUUACAGAGCUUGGAAGGACUCCAGUAGCUGUUGUCUCUGCUGGUGUAAAAUCUAUUCUGGACAUUCCUAGGACCCUUGAAUACUUGGAAACCCAGGGAGUUUGUGUUGCUACAUAUGCUACUAAUGACUUCCCAGCAUUCUUCACAGAGAGGAGUGGUUGCCAGGAAGAAAAAGUUUUCAGCUGUUUAGACGGUUUUGACCGUAGUUUCUCAAGUUCCAACAAUAAGUUUUGUGUAGAGGACAGAGUGCCUUGUCGUGUAGAUACACCCGAAGAUUGUGCUCGACUUAUAGAUGCUAAUGUUAAGCUCCGACUAGGAACUGGAAUUCUUUUUGCUGUACCCAUUCCGAAAGAAUACUCAGCAUCUGGUAGAUUAAUUGAGGAUGCUAUACAGAGAGCCAUUGGAGAAGCUAGGACUAAGAAUAUAACAGGAAAUGCAGAAACGCCUUUCCUGCUUUCAAGAGUCAAUGAAUUGACAGGAGGAGCCUCACUUGCAUCUAAUAUUGCGUUGUUGAAGAACAAUGCUCGAGUGGGGGCGAAGAUUGCAGCAGCCCUCGCUCAGCUCAGAGGACAUCAAAAUGGUGUUCAGCACGGACUAUGGAGGACAGAAGGUGUAAGAUUAAUCAGGCUACCUGAACUGAUUCGGUACAUAUUUCUCCUCUCCACUGGAUAGGCCGAAACUGAUCCCUACUGCCCUCGGAUCAAAGGAUUCCUUUUGCAAUCUUUCUUCCAAAGGUUCUGACGACUGAUCAGGUUGUUCUUCUGCUCGCUUCUUUUCGCCAUUCUUUUCCCUCUCUGCUGGUUGUGGAUGCAGUGUUUUCUCAACUCUUUUCCCAAAUGUAGAUGGCGCAAAUUGCGAUGCUUUAGAUGA